CGGCUCUCUCGCUCGCUCUCAGGGCGGACCUUCCUCCGCUACGCCCUUUCGUCGUCGCCGCCGACUUGCUCGUUCGCUCGCUAUCCAAGCAGGGUUGCUGUUGGCGGUGUCCCUGUCGAUGAAACCUGCGUGCGGCUGAGCGGAGGAUGAGUGAGCAAGGGAAGGGCUCGGCAUCCGCUUCUGCUGCGGCCCCGCUGGUGGCUGCAGCAGCUGCAGCAGGCUCGGAUACUUACAAAGGUUGGCUUUUUAAAUGGACCAACUACCUGAAAGGAUACCAGCGGCGAUGGUUCGUCCUAAGCAAUGGCCUGCUGUCAUAUUACAGGACACAGGCGGAAAUGGCGCACACAUGUCGUGGGACAAUCAAUCUGGCCACCGCUCACAUCGACACAGAGGAUGCCUGCAACAUUGUCCUGAGCAGCAGUGGCCGCACAUACCACCUGAAAGCUAGUACCGAGGUGGAGCGGCAGCGAUGGAUCACAGCCCUUGAGUUGGCUAAAGCUAAAGCCAUUCGCAUGAUGAAUGACCAGUCUGAUGACUCAGGAGACGAGGAGCCGGCAUCCCAAUCGGACCGCACUGAGAUUCAGGGAACUUUAAAGAUACUCGUCAGCAAGCUUGAUGACCUCAGCACGUGUAAUGACUUGAUUGCCAAGCACGGGGCUGCCUUGCAACGUUCUCUCAGUGAACUCGAGGGCCUGAAAGUUCCUGUGGAGGGAGGUGAGAAGAUCAAAGCAGUCAACGAGAGAGCCACCCUCUUCCGCAUCACUUCUAAUGCUAUGAUCAAUGCUUGUCGAGAUUUCCUGGACCUGGCUGAGACUCACAGUCGAAGGUGGCAGCGGGCACUGCAGUAUGAGCGAGAGCAGCGUACCCACCUGGAAGAGACCAUCGAGCAGCUAGCCAAGCAGCACAACAGUCUGGAGCGAGCGUGGAGAGCGGCACCGACGCUUUCAUCCAGCACACCCAGCGCCCCGGCCGACAAGAAGGGGAGUGAGAGGCCGCUCAAAGGAGAGGCCAGUGAUGAAGAUGAGGACACUGAAUACUUUGACGCCAUGGAAGAAUCCCCUGCAUUUAUCACAGUGACUGCCACUGACAACACACAGCACAGGCGAUCUCAGAGUAGUUUGAGUGGAGCGAGUGGAGGCAAUUCCUACGAUUGGAACCAGGACGACCAUAUGUCUCCAAGCUAUAAUGAUGUGUCAGGGAAAGAGCUGCAGCCGCGCAGACAAAGGCGGACUCGUGUCCCUGACAAGCCUAACUACUCCCUCAAUUUGUGGAGCAUCAUGAAGAACUGCAUUGGCAAGGAGCUCUCCAAAAUUCCCAUGCCUGUGAACUUCAAUGAGCCUCUGUCGAUGCUACAACGUCUCACUGAAGAUUUGGAGUAUCAUGAGCUCCUGGACAAGGCAGCACGCUGUGACUCCUCGCUGGAGCAGAUGUGUUUGGUUGCCGCCUUCUCCGUGUCUUCUUACUCCACUACGAUCCACCGGACGGCCAAACCUUUCAACCCGCUUUUGGGGGAGACCUACGAGCUUGAUCGCCUCGAGGAGUUUGGCUACCGCUCACUGUGCGAGCAGGUGAGCCAUCACCCCCCUGCGGCUGCACAUCAUGUGAUUUCCCAGCGAGGCUGGACCUUAUGGCAGGAAAUUACAAUUGCCAGCAAGUUCCGUGGAAAAUACCUCUCCAUCAUGCCUCUGGGGGCAAUUCAUCUGCAGUUCCACUCUAGCGGCAACCACUACGUGUGGAGAAAAGUCACGUCCACGGUGCACAACAUAAUUGUGGGCAAGCUGUGGAUUGACCAGUCAGGAGAUAUUGAAAUAGUGAAUCACAGGACCAAAGAGACCUGUCAACUGAAAUUCUCUCCCUACAGUUAUUUCUCCAGGGAUGUUCCUCGGAAGGUGACAGGUGUGGUGGCUGACUGUGUUGGCCAAGCUCAUUACAUCCUGUCUGGUACGUGGGACGAGAAAAUGGAGAGUGCUAAGAUCAUUCAGAGCAGCCGGGGUGGGAGUGGAACAGAAGGCAAGCAGAAGACCAUCUACCAGACCUUGCCCCCCAAACUUUUGUGGAAGAAGUAUUCUCUCCCAGAGAAUGCUGAGAACAUGUACUACUUCUCAGCGCUGGCGCUGACCCUGAACGAGCCAGAAGAUGGAGUUGGUGUGACCGACAGCCGUCUGAGGCCAGACCAGAGGCUGAUGGAAGAUGGGCGAUGGGAUGAAGCCAAUUCAGAGAAACAAAGGUUAGAAGAGAAACAAAGAGCCGUGAGGAGGAGGAGAGAAGCGGAGGCCUCUGAUGCUCUCGAUGAAGGUCGAGAAUACGAAGGUUACCAGCCGUUGUGGUUUCAGCAGAGGAGGGACUCGGUCACUGGAGAGACAAACUUUGUGUACAAAGGGGGCUACUGGGAGGCCAAGGAUAGACAGGACUGGACCAUGUGUCCCAAUAUAUUCUAACGCAGCACGCUCCCCCCCACCGCGCAUCAGAACCUCAGGAGACACGGAGCUGCUCGGCCUCGCCUCUUCCGGCAGUGUGGUGUAGCAGACUCACGAUAGCUCCACGUGGAGCUGUGUGAGCAGAAGGUGGUGAAUGUGACACACACACUCUUUGUACCUCCCAAUAUACACCCUCACUGCUCUUCAGAUGGAAAGUAUGAUUGGGAUGUUCCUGAUCCCAGAGCGUGGAUGUGGACUUGUUACACCACACUAAAAGCACCCGUUGAGGUGCUUUAACAUGGCACUUUUAAUCAUUCACCCGUACAGGAUUAGAUUGAGUCUGUAGAUGACACCUUGCAACAAGAGAUUUAAAAAAAAAAACACUGUCUCUCCCCAAGUCAGUUACAUUAAGCAUCGUUUGUCAAACUCAAAUGAGUUCUCGAUUACUCACUUUCUGAUUUGAGUUCUAAUUAGCGCUAAUCUAAUUCACUUGCAUAAGAAAUUGUUGGAGUGAUUGUUUUAGGGGUUUUUUUGUAGUCUCUCAACAGGCUACAACAGGUUUUAAUCAAAUUUAAAAUUGAGAUUUUUGUAUUUGAGUUAAACUCAUAAGUAUUGUAUCAUAUAUUGAAACCAUGUCAUGAAGCUUAUUUUCACAGUAAAUGUGCUUUAUUAUUACUUCCAAUGAUUAUUUUUUUCAGUGCCACAAUAGAAGAUAGUGAGUUUGCUUUAGUUGUAACAAAUGAAUUGCCAAUUUGGCAUGAUGACAUCCUGACCAUGACCUUACUGAAAAAUGAACAACACUAGCUCUUGGGGGGGGGGGGGGGAAUUAAAAAGAACAUUGUAAUCGCUGUGAAAAUAAACAGAUGGUUUGACAAUGCUGGAUACGAAAGUGGCAGACAUUGUACAUCUUCUCUACUAGGUUAUGUGUUGAGUUGCAAAUACAGCGAUCCCAGCGGAAUGCUGCAUUUCAUAUCCUGUGCAUACAACUUCUACUUCAUUAAAUCAUCUCUUUCGAGACUACACUAUGAACCUGACCUCACAGGUUUUUAAUAAAAAAGUCAACCGACAUGAUUUUCUAGUCCCUUCAGCAAUCCUAUUUGUUCCCAAUGAAUAUUCUAUGUUUAUCGUAGCAAGUUGUCGCCACUUUGCCCCUGAGUGACGUAGGUGGUGUUCAAAUGCAUCACAAAGAUUGUUCAUGAGGACUCGCCGUUGUUUGGCGUACACCUCUGCAUAUGCACACAGAACUUGCGAAAGCACUUCCGCAUUCUUGCUGGAAAAAAUGUCCAGUUUGAAUGUAACAUGGCUUUCCUUAGAAAUUCUCUGAUUGUGAGUGAAUUGCAAGAAUGCUUCAAAGCAGUUCAUGCUUCAGAAAGGGUUGUAAGAGCCCGUCCCACUUGGUACAUUGAAGAUUCCAUUGAAAUGCAUCCAUUUUGGGCAUCUUAUACCUGACUUGGCACUCGUCACUGUGCAUGAAAUGAGACUAGAACGUAUCGUUGUGUUCCUGCUGAUACGAAAUGUACUUUCUCUCGUUUUGGUGCUCUUCCAUGGCAUCACAUCCAGUGACAGCGUCCACCGUUCAGUACUAACGCAAUGUCGAUCCAAUGUCUCCUCAGUGUCGUCUUUUUAUACUGUAGUUGAUUUCAUCGGCGCUGGGUGAGCCUGGAGCCUCUGUUGGCAGCAGGUUAAAGGUCGUAGAAAAGAUCAGGGCUGGUUCCUUCCGAGCAGAAACCGCAGAGGCCUUUGCUCCACGCUCACCGCAGUUCCAAUGUCUUGUCCGCAGUGUUUGUAUACUGAUCUGGGAUCAGCUUUUAAAGUACCCCCAGUCUUUUGCCUGUGAUUGACUGACCUGUGCACUACACAUCCAGUGACAAGCUUUAGGGAAAAAAAAGGCAGUAUUUUUUGUACCGGUAAUUAUUGGUAGGAAUACGGAUUUCAAAGCUAGAGGUACUGUCAUGUUCCCUUUGGUCUAUUUUGUGUGUGAAUAUUUUGUGAUAAGAAAAUUAUAAUGUAAAAUAGUCCUAUGAGAAUGAAGUUAGCUGGAUAGCAGGUUUGAAAUGCAGUCAUAAAUUGGCAUUUUGAACUGCAACAUAUUCCAUAUAAUGAUUGAAGAAAACCCGGAGACACACUCAUUAGCUUAAGUAGCCUAGUUCAUGUAAAUAGCUCCAAAAUCACAGAAAAGAGGCCUUAUUUUAUUAUAACC
Hippocampus zosterae (dwarf seahorse) is the source of this 4617-nucleotide messenger RNA. RefSeq names its product oxysterol binding protein 2b (gene osbp2b). Gene Ontology annotation, molecular function: cholesterol binding. The record is from RefSeq and is a predicted model, not a curated record. Gene Ontology annotation, cellular component: membrane; intracellular membrane-bounded organelle; cytosol. The transcript has 14 exons. The coding region runs from base 147 to 2438 and encodes 763 amino acids. NCBI's taxonomy places the organism in Eukaryota, Metazoa, Chordata, Actinopteri, Syngnathiformes, Syngnathidae.